This is a messenger RNA of Megalobrama amblycephala (Wuchang bream), 5569 nucleotides long. RefSeq names its product gastrula zinc finger protein XlCGF57.1-like. Gene Ontology annotation, cellular component: nucleus. Lineage: Eukaryota; Metazoa; Chordata; Actinopteri; Cypriniformes; Xenocyprididae. Gene Ontology annotation, biological process: regulation of transcription by RNA polymerase II. The record is from RefSeq and is a predicted model, not a curated record. Gene Ontology annotation, molecular function: DNA-binding transcription factor activity, RNA polymerase II-specific; protein binding; RNA polymerase II cis-regulatory region sequence-specific DNA binding. The transcript is spliced from 8 exons. The coding region runs from base 146 to 3985 and encodes 1279 amino acids.
GGCAGUAAUACUCUUAGCAGCGUCUACACUGCCGGAAUCCUAGAAGAAGAAGAAAUGUUUUUGUUUCGGUUUGUUGAUACGAUCUUGAAGUGUCGGUGCUGAACGAUCAUCAGUCAGUUUUGACGUGUUUCCAUAUACAGGGAAGAUGUCAGACUUUGAGACGAGGAAGAGAUCUUCAUCUCCAGAUCCCAGCUGUGUGUCUCUGAAGAGCAAUCAAUCCAUGGAGCCUCCUGCUAGAUUCAGUGAUGGACCAGUGACCUCUGACCCCAGUAUCUUCAGGAGGACGAAGAGAUCUUCAUCUCCAGAUCCCAGCUGUGUGUCUCUGAAGAGCAAUCAAUCCAUGGAGCCUCCUGCUAGAUUCAGUGUUGGACCAGUGACCUCUGACCCCAGAGAUGAUCAGACUGGAGACCAGGAUUCUCCUCAAGCAGUAGAUGAUGAACCCCAGGGAGUCAAAGAGCAGCUCAAAACCAGCAUGAAGAACAAGUAUGAGAGAUUAUUUGAGGGACUGAACCUCCAGGAGAAUGAAACUCUCCUGAACAGGAUCUACACACAGCUCUACAUUAUAGAGGGAGAGAGUGAAGGAGUGAAUGAACAACAUGAGGUUUUCCAGAUGGAGAAAACAGCCAGAACACAACACUCACAAGACACUCCAAUCGACUGCAAUGACAUCUUUAAAGCCUCACCUGAACCAGGAUGUGAGGAGAAACACCAGAUCAAGACUGUUCUUACUAAAGGCAUCGCUGGAAUCGGAAAAACCGUCUCUGUGCAGAAGUUCAUUCUGGACUGGGCUGAGGGAAAAGACAAUCAGGAUGUAGAUUUCAUGUUUGUGCUUCCAUUUCGAGAGCUGAACUUGAUCCGAGAUCAUCAGUACAGUCUUCACAGACUUCUGCUGGACUUUCAUCCUGAACUUCAAGAUCUGGACUCAAAGAUUUAUGAGGAGUGUAAAGUUGUGUUUAUCUUUGAUGGUCUGGAUGAAAGCAGAAUCACACUGAUGUUUUCAGACGCUCAGGAAGUUUCUGAUGUGACUGAGACUUCAUCAGUAGAUGUGUUGAUGUCAAAGAAAGUUUCUGAUGUGACUGAGACUUCAUCUGUGAGUGUGUUGAUGUCAAAGCUCAUGACAGGAGAGCUGCUUCCCUCUGCUCUCAUCUGGAUCACCUCCAGACCAGCAGCAGCCAAUCAGAUCCCCUCCAAAUACAUCAACCGUCUGACAGAGAUUCAGGGAUUCAAUGAGCCUCAGAAGGAGGAAUAUUUCAGGAAGAGAAUCAGUGACGAGCAUCAAGCCAGCAGAAUCAUCUCACACAUCAGAAGAGCAAGAAGCCUCCACAUCAUGUGCCACAUACCCGUCUUCUGCUGGAUCUCAUCCACUGUGCUUCAGAAGCUCCUGAAAGAAGAUCUGAGUGCAGAAAUCCCUCAAACUCUGACUGAAAUGUACAUCCACUUCCUGCUGAUUCAGAUCAACAUGAGGAAUCAGAAGUAUGAAGAGAGAGAUCCAGAGAAUCUCCUGCAGUCUAACAGAGAAGUGAUUGUGAAACUUGCUGAAGUGGCUUUCAAUCAGCUGAUGAAGGGCAAUGUGAUGUUCUAUGAGGAGGACCUGAGAGAGAGCGGCAUAGACGUCACUGACGCCUCAGUGUAUUCUGGGAUUUGCACUGAGAUCUUUAAGGAGGAAUCUGUGAUUCAUCAGAGGAAAGUCUACAGCUUCAUUCAUCUGAGCUUUCAGGAGUUUCUCGCUGCUUUCUAUCUGUUUUAUUCAUAUAUGAUCAAGAACAUGAAACCACUGGAUGAAUUCAGUUUGUACAGAUCUGAUAAAGACUGUCUGUAUGAUCUACUAACAUCAGCAGUAGAUAAAGCCCUCAGGAGAGAGAAUGGACAGCUGGAUCUGUUCCUGCGGUUCCUCCUGGGUGUCUCGCUGGAGUCCAAUCAGAGACUCUUACAGGAUUUACUGACACACACAGAGAACAGCUCAGGGAGCAUCAGGAGAAUUACACAGGACAUUAAAGAGAUGAUCAAAGGUGAAGAUAGUGAAGACCGAAAUCUCUCCACUGAAAGAUCCAUCAAUCUGUUCCUCUGUCUGCUGGAAGUCAAAGAUCAGUCUCUGUCCAGAGAGAUUCAGGAGUUUGUGAAAUCAGACAAACACUCAGAGAAGAAACUCUCUCUAUCUCACUGCUCAACAAUCUCCUACAUGAUUCAGAUGUUAGAGGAGCCGCUGGAUGAGCUGAACCCCAAGAAAUACAACACAGAAGAUGAGGGGAGAAGAAGACUGAUACCAGCUGUGAUCAACUGCAGAAAAGCUCUAUUUUCUGGCUGUAAUCUCUCAGAUAAGCAUUGUGAAAUUGUGUCUUCAGCUCUACAAUCUUCAAACUCUGUCCUGAGAGAGCUGGAUCUGAGUAACAAUGACCUACAGGACUCUGGUGUCAACUUUAUUUCUGAUGGACUGAAGAGUCAAAACUGUCAGCUGCAGAUCCUGAGGUUGUCUGGCUGUAUGGUGACAGAGGAAGGCUGUGGUUAUGUGUCUUCAGCUCUGAGUUCAAACCCCUCACACCUGAGAGAGCUGGAUCUGAGCUACAAUCACCCAGGACAAUCAGGAGUGCAGCUGCUCAACCACAAAUUGGAGGAUCCAAACUAUAAACUGCAGAUACUUAAUGUGGAUCAUGGAGGAGAGGUCAUGAUGACAGCAGGACUACGAAAGUAUCUAACAGCACUGAGAGAGGCUAGCCAUGAACUUAAUGAAAGGGAAGAAGAGAAAGAACAUUAUGAUAAACAUGAUUUCAUGACUGGGGAAAGGUCGAUGCUGGCUAAAAAGACUUCCUCACGAAAAAGAGUUCAAAAGACAGAAACUAAAAGAUAUUUCACCUGCCAACAGUGUGGAAAGAGUUUUGAUCAGCAUAGAAACCUUCAAGUCCACAUGAGAAUUCACACUGGAGAGAAACCUUUUUCUUGCCGGCAAUGUGGAAAGAGUUUCAGUCAAAAAGGACACCUUCAAGUCCACAUGAGAAUUCACACUGCAGAAAAACCUUACACCUGCAAACUGUGUGGAAAGAGUUUCAUUCAAAAAGGACACCUUAAAGUCCACAUGAGAAUUCACACUGGAGAGUGUCCAUUUGCCUGUGAACAGUGUGGACAGAGUUUCAGUGAAAAAGCAAACCUAAUAGUCCACAUGAGAUCUCACACUGGAGAAAAGCCUUACACCUGCCAACAAUGUGGAAAGAGUUUCAGUGAGAAAGGAAACCUUACAGUUCACAUGAGAAUUCACACUGGAGAAAAGCGUCAUACCUGUCAAGAGUGUGGAAAGAGUUUCAGUCUAAAAGGAAAACUUGAAAUCCACAUGAGAUUUCACACUGGAGAAGAGCCUUACACCUGUCAAGAGUGUGGAAAGAGUUUCCGUUAUAAUGGAAGCCUUACAGGCCACAUGAGAAUUCACACUGGAGAGAGCCCAUUCGCCUGCCAACAGUGUGGAAAGAGUUUCAGUGGAAAAGGAAACCUUGAAAACCACAUAAGAAUUCACACUGGAGAAAAGCCUUACACCUGUCAAGAGUGUGGAAAGAGUUUCAGUCAUAAAGGAAACCUUAAAGACCACAUGAGAACUCACACUGGAGAAAAGCCUUACACCUGUACUAUGUGUGGGAAUGGCUUUUCACGGCAACAAAUCCUUAGGGAACACAUGAAUAUUCACACUGGAGAGAAGCCUUUUACAUGUGUUCAGUGUGGAAAGAGUUUCACACAUAAAUUGUCACUAUAUAAACACAUGAAAAUUCACACUGGGGAGAAGCCAUAUACAUGUGAUCAGUGUGGAAAGAGUUUCACACAUAAAUCGUCACUUUAUAACCACAUGAAAAUUCACACUGGAGAGAAGCCAUUCAUGUGUGAUCAGUGUGGAAAGAGUUUCAUAUAUAAAGGUAACCUUAAGGAGCACAUGGGGAUUCACUCAAAAGAGAACUCUUUUAGAAGUCGUCACUCUGGAAAGAGCAGAGGUGUAAAGAGUACCUGAAAACCAUACUUGAAUAAAAGCACAGAUACCUUAUCUGCCUCAUCUCCUAAAUCAAACACCUGCCAGAUUUAAAGAAAAUUACUGUCAUUUGGCAAAUGAAUAAAUAAAUUAUCGACAGCUUGCGUGAGCAACAUAAUAUAUAAAUUAAAAUAUUAGUUCAUACAGGGUUCCCACGGGUCGUGGAAUUUCUGGAAUAUCCUGGAAUUUUAAAAUUUCUAUUCCAGACAUUUAAAGUCAGGGAGUUUUAUAUUUUUUUGUCCAAGUCAUGGAAUAUCAGGGAUUUUUGCAUUUUUGAGUUUUUCCAUUUGUCAAAAUGUAUUCUAUACCAUAUUAAACUGAACUUGGACAAGAUGUCAAUACUGUGUUACUAAUUGUGGGUAGCUUUGGCCUACAUAUUUUACAUGGAGUAUCUGAAAAGGGUGCAGAUGCCUCAAACUGAAAUGUAGACCAGUUCUUAAGUAAUGCCUAUUAUGCUAAAGCUGUCGGACAAACAUCUCCUCUUAUGCCACUCAAAUUCUGUAAAACAAGAUGGGUAGAGAAUGUCCCAGUUACAGAAGGAAUGAUCAAUAUAUUGACGAACUUGAAGAAAUGUGGAUGCAGUAGAGGCAGGCAAAUCCCUAACCCUGGAGCUAAAUCCUAUACUACUGUCAAAGAAAGGUGCAGAGACUCACUGUUGCCUGCAAAGGCUGCACCUUUCUUGAAUCUAUAUCAAACAGACUGGCCUAUGAUUCCUUUUCUGGCUGCUGAUCUUUCUAAUGUUAUCAGGUCAAUUAUGGAUCAUUUUAUCAAGCCUGAUAUGAUUGCUAAUACAAACACAGUAUUAAAAAUGAUGUCAAUAGAUGUCACAGACAAAAACAAUCUCAUUCAUGCAACUAAAGUUCAUGUGGGGUUCUCUGCAGACAAAAUGCUGAAGGAACUGGUGUCAUCACAGAAGAUCAGUGAGAAGAGAGUGUUGGAGUUCAGGAUGGAUUGCAGAAAAUUCUUACUGACACUUGCAGGGAAAUUAAAAGAAAAAUCUCUACUUGUGUGCAGCAUGGAUUGCCUAGAUCCAGGGAGGAUGGCAAGCAAUAAAGAUUCAUCAUGCAUCAACAAGUUGAAAAACAUCCUCAAACUGCUCACUGAGACCAAACGAGUAGAUGAAAAUGAGUGUGAUGAUAUUCUCAAACAGUACAGGAAGUUCAUCAAUAAGACUGCUGAAGAGAAGGGCAGAUUUCACUGACUUCAAUCCAGGUCACAGGUCAGGUAGAUACCCUAUUCUAUAAAAAGGCAAGAGAAAAGGUGUAUGAAACACUGUGGAAUGUUGUGGCACUCCUCCUAAAGCUCUCACAUGGAAAUGCAAUCGUGGAGUGAGGUUUUUCAGUCAAUAAACAAAUCAAGGUUGAAAACAUGAGGGAAAGUGUGGGUCAUUUGAGGUCAGUAGGGGGAAUUGAUAACUUUGUGGUAAAUAAGGCCUUCAGUCUGUAUCCUUGUCAAGACAGUGAUACAUCUUUCAUCUCAAGGAACAGAAAAGACUUAAAGGAGCAGAAAAACUAAACAUGAAAAUAAAAACUCUCUCUGAUGAGAUUGAUGAGCUGAAGAAAAAGA